Molecule: messenger RNA, 3223 nt
Organism: Thamnophis elegans (Western terrestrial garter snake)
Lineage: Eukaryota; Metazoa; Chordata; Lepidosauria; Squamata; Natricidae
Gene: MBIP
Product: MAP3K12 binding inhibitory protein 1
Exons: 9
Coding region: 307-1335 (342 amino acids)
Cellular component (GO): cytosol
Source: RefSeq, a predicted model, not a curated record
UUCCUACGCGCACGGCUCGCAACAUCGCAGAAGGCUAAGCGCCCACUUCUGCAAGAAGAGAAGGCAAGAGUAGAGCAACGCUUGGAAAAAAAGGAGCCAGCCCCGCAGAAGCGUCACAGUCCGCCCUCUUCCCUCUAUGGCAGAUCGGCGCCGCUUCGCUUUCAGUCUGAUUUAGGACUCCUAUAGUGGGAGUGGGGGAGAGAGGGGGAGCCUAUGCCGUCAUCUCUGUGCGACGCGAGGCCAGGAGCAGAGGGAGAGACGCGCAAUCCCCUACGCGACCAAUAGCGUUUGUUUUCAUCGGCUGUCAUGGCCUCCGCAGAAGGAGAGGUACGCUUGAAUCCGCCCCGGGAUCCCGCUCCGCCGAGGGAUUAUUUCGAAGAGCCGGUCGGAGAGGUCUUGAGGGGUUCCCUGCGUUCCCUGCCUCGGCUGAUUGGACAGUUUAACCUCGAGGAAGAUGUGGUGAAAAUUAACAUAAACUGGGAGAAAUUUCGAGGCAUGUCACUACCGCAGCCUAAAUUGCUCCUUAAUGCUCUUCAGCAGCAUAUUUCCUAUUUACAGCUUUUUGUGGAAAAACUUCAGCCUUUGAUUAAAGAAGAAACUACUACGCCCAUUUAUAAUUUUAGUAAGACAGAACAUGGACAUUUCAAAAGUAUUUCAGAUGCAAAAGAUAAAGACCUACAGAAAGAAAUGAAACAUACAGCCAGUGACUCUGCAAAUCUGAAAGAAGCUCCUUUUGGUUUUGACCCAGAAGUAGUUCAGAUAAAAGCUGGGAAAGCUGAAAUUGAAAGACGAAUAUCGGCCUUCAUUGAAAGGAAACAAGCUGAGAUCAAUGAAAAUAAUGUCAGAGAAUUUUGCAAUGUUAUGGAUUGUAAUCAAGAAAACAGUUGUGCUAGAACUGAUGCAGUGUUUACACCUUAUCCAGGUUUCAAAAGUCAUGUGAAGGUUUCUCGAGUUGUAAAUACUUAUGGACCUCAGACUAGAAAUGAAGAUGCCCAGGUUUCCAAUCAUAAUGCCAGUCAUUCUCAUGAUUGUGGAAAUCAAGCAAUAGAAGAGAGACUACAGAACAUUGAAGCACAUUUAAGGUUACAAACAGGUGGACCAGUGCCAAAAGAUAUUUAUCAGAGGAUAAAAAAGCUUGAAGAUAAAAUUCUUGAAUUGGAAGGGAUGUCUCCUGAAUAUUUUCAGUCUGUGAAUUUGUCUAUGAAAAAAAGAAAAAUUCAACAAAAUCAAAACUAUUCUCUGGCUGAACUUGAUGAGAAGAUCAAUGCACUCAAACAAACAUUGCUGAGAAAAACAAAUGAAGGGAGGCCCAAAGUGGUAAAUCAGUUUCUUUGAUUAUGGCAAUGAGACUUCAUUAUGCUUUCAUGCAUAUUUAAUGUUUUUAGACUAAGUACUCUUUAUCUUGCUUUUAUGGUAAAAACUAAAUAUGCACAUGAAUUUAUCUAAUUCUUAUUGGAAAUUUGGAUUAAGUAAACUAUUAUUUAUCUAGACUGAAAAAUGAAUGUUUUGGAAAUAGAAUUAUAAAUAUCUCUUUUUUCAUUAAUGGAAAGAUGGAUCUGUGGAAUUUUUACUAGAAAAACAUAAAAUAUUUUGUUUUUUGUUUCGGGUGCUAUGCUGAUGAAACCAACAAAUUUCUGUUUAAAUAUAAUUCUGGCAAGGAGUGUUACUGAAAAUGUGACUGUUUAUUUCACAAAGCUACAAAAUAAAUGAAGAAAAACAAAGAUUUGUAACUAUGAAAUGUUCAUGGUACCUUUAAAGAGAUGAGGAUUCUGGUGGAGAAGAGGAGACCAUCUGUAAGAAAUUUCUUCAUUCCCUAAUAGCCUAUUCUUUAUGAAAGUCAUACAUCAUUUUAAGAGAAGCAGUACUCACCAAGGUAUAUGCAUCCCUGUCCAAUUAAAUGAUGCCAAUAGACAUCUCAACCAAUAAUUGCUCACACUGACUGUUUUGUUUUUAAAUCUUAAGUUUGAGUGUACUCUGUUGAGAGUAGGAUUUCUACAGGUAAGUUAUACACUCGUCUGGGAAGCCAUACUGAAAGAAGGAAAAAGGGCAGUUACAUUCUGAGGUCUUCAUAAAGAGCCAGAAUAUACAUUUUGCCAUUACCUACUUCCUGUCAGUAGAAUUUGUGCUCAACCUUUGCCCUAUUGUUCUCAUAUCACAUUUGUCAAUAGAUAAUGGAACAAUAUUCCUUUCUUCCUCCCCAGAAUUCUAUGAUAAGUAUUAAACCAAAUGUAGAGUAAGUAAAAAAAAAAUUAAGUGCUUUUCCCCAAAAAAAUUGUUUGUCAUAAAGGAUUUUGAGUAAAUAUUUUCUUUUCCCGUCUUUCCUGAAGGUGGACCUGAUUGAGGGGAAUGAGAUUGAUCCCAAAAUGUCUUUGAAGGACUGAUGUUGAAGUUACCACAUUCAAACUUCGAUGAAAACUACUUUCAUUAUGAUCUGCCAUGUAAAAAUGUGUUCUUUUCUUCAACAAUUGAUUACAGUGAGCAGCAUUGACAUAUCUUGCCAUCUCCAAAAUGUGCCUUUUAUUCUUCUUGCAGAUUUCAGUAAAAUGAAGCAGGCCAUAUAUCAGUGGCUUGUAACUAAUGCGUUCAUACCUGCGUUCAGGUAUGUCACAAUUAUACAAGAUUGAAAACAAAAUCCAUCCCCAUCCCAAACACCAAGUUUCUCUUUGUAGUGUUUUAGAGAGAAAAAGGGCAAGUAAUUCAACCGGGAGAGUUUUUGAGGCAAGCAUGCUCGUAUUUGUGGCAUCUGUUUGUUAUUUCCAUCUGAUCUCCGUAGGAUUGAGUGGAUAAUAAUCACAGCUAGUAUAGCAGCUCUUUAAUCAAAUUACUUCCAGGCUAAGUUCAAGGUGCUGCUUCUCACGCCUAAAGCCUUAGACUUUUUGGGUGCAAUAUAUCCAAGGUGAUACCUCAUCCUCUUACGUAUUUCUCUAAUUACUGAAUACCCGCUUCCCCACAGCUUUUGUUGCAAGUUUGGAGGCUAAAUGACAUUCAUAGAUAUAUCAAGUUAACCGAUUAAGCUCCCCAUCAAUAAAUAAUCAGAGACGAAACUUUACGGGAGACUAUCAGGACAUGUUAGGACUACAUACUAGAUUAGAAAGUUAAGAAAAGGAAAACAUGACACCUGGAAUCAAACUCAACUGGAGUGUGUCAUUGCAAACAAUAAGUGUUGCUGUUUCAUUCUCUUGGAAUUUAUUACUGCUUGUGGUAUUCACACUGUCCAAAAGUU